This is a messenger RNA of Cydia fagiglandana, 1227 nucleotides long. RefSeq lists its product as uncharacterized. The record is from RefSeq and is a predicted model, not a curated record. Bases 239 to 949 code for a protein of 236 amino acids. The transcript has 3 exons. Lineage: Eukaryota; Metazoa; Arthropoda; Insecta; Lepidoptera; Tortricidae.
GAGUUCCUCGACCAAUCGCAGCGCCGUACGUGAACGCCGAGAAAACGCAACACCGCGAUUCAACACAGCGAUAAAGCGACGACGCCAUUAAUCCGUUUCUUGUUUGAACAAUUUAAUUUAUUUACCGUAUUAGUAAAUUACUUGUGACUCGUGUAUUGGUGUAUAAAAGUAGUGUAGCAUUGUUUAGUGCUUAUAAAGUGUAGUGAUUGUUUAAAGCAUUUUAUACAGAAUUGUAAAAAUGUCAGACACCGAACAGAAAGAGGCAAUAGCCGCGCGUGGUCGCGCCAAAGGGUCAAUUACACGUUUAAAAAACAGCUUUGACCGAGAAGCGCUCAUAAAUUCGCCGAUAGAGUUAGUGCUAGCAAAGAAAACUAGGCUUCUAGAGGCCUUUCGUGAAUAUGAGCGCCUCACUAGCAAGGUUGCCUCGCUUUUUUCCUCCCCAGCAGCUACUCUCGCCACCGAUGAUGAGGAGGUUGAAGACAACUACAUUUUAUUGUUAGCUCAGCUAGAAAGUAUAAUAAAUGUCAUCCGCCUGAGAGACAACCCUCCUCAAGCGAGCCCUAGCGUAAGUGUCAAGUCGGAGAACCUCAAGCUGCCUCGAGUCGUCAUAAAAACAUUCACAGUUGUCAAACAGCAUCUUGCUGCUCUGCAAAACCUGGGUGAGCCGGUAGAUAAGUGGGAUGCCAUAAUCAUUUGCAUCCUAUCUAAGAAGAUUGACCUGCCUACCUACAGAGCAUUUCAACUGGAGCGAGAUAAUAAUGUGUCGCCCACGGUAAAAGAAUUCCUAGGUUACGUGGAAAAACGUGCCCUAGCAUUUGAAAACACUGACGUCCAGAAGGGGCCUUCGCAGAGCUUUGUCAGCCAUUCUGUAGCUGCACAAGCAAAGCCGUCCGCGCACCAGCCUCAGCUGCAAUGUUUAUACUAUUCUUCUGACGCAGACGAAGAAUAAUGGAGACCAAGCAACCAAACAGCCUAUCGUGACUGCGGGCACUGCAAGUACUUCCGCACCGAGCCUUACAACCUCGAGUGCUGCAGCUUCGAGUACUUCAAUAGCAUGCGCCGCUACGCCACAAGGCCCGACACUAGUGCAGACAUCAUUUGGCGUGAUCAUCGGUGGUCGAAUGCAGCUACCUGCAAGAAAAAAAUCCAAGCAGGUAAUAUCUUUGCUUUGUACGGAAUGCAAUGAAUAUCAAAGCGACUUGUCAAGUGCUUUUGGGGAAACUAAAA